CCCGCCCGGCGCGGGUCGCGGAACUCAGGGCGUUGGGGUGGGAAAGACCUCCGCGAUCGGCAAGCGCAGGUCGUACAGAUCAGCGGCAGCCCAGAAAGAAGCCUGGGGGUUGUCUCAGUACGGUUUAGUCAGGCUGGUUGCUGAAGGUAGAAACUGAGGGAAAAAUCGAGGUAAGGCUUCUUCCCUCAAGGGGCUAAAUCUCCAAGAAGAGGAGGGAUCAUCGCUCUCUCCAAAUACCUGAAAGAAGGCUGUGGCCAGGCAGAGCUGGGCGUUAACGAGCACCACCAGAAUGAAGUGGUCAGCUACAUGCGCUUCGCUCGUUUCAAGCGUGGCAUGUGUCUCAAAACAGUGGAUUCUUGUUUUCAGGACCUCAAGGACAGCAGGCUUGUUGAAGAGACCUUCACAGUUGACGAGGUGAUAGACAUGCUGGAUGAACUGCAGAGUGUUGUACACAGUGAAGUGGAGUCAGAGCUCAUAAACACAACUUACACCAACGUUUUACUUCUGCGGCAGCUCUUUUCACAGGCUGAGAAGUGGUACCUGAAGUUACAGACAGACGUCUCUGACUUGGAGAAUCGAGAAUUAUUGGACCAGGUUGCUGAGUUUGAAAAAUCAGAAUAUACAUCUUCAAGCGAAAAGUCCACUGCAGAUCCCAUUAAACCAAAACUUGCUCCAUUAAAUGAAGGUGGGUCAGAGCUGCUAAACAAGACAGUUGCUCAUCUCCAAGAAGAAAAUGAAAAAUUAAAGACCAGACUCAGGACCAUAGAAACACAGGCAACAGCUGCUCUAGAUGAGAAGGCCAAGCUGGAGAAGUCAUUGAGGGAUUUACAGAUGAUCCAAGGAGAUCAGAAGAAUAAUGCUAACCAGGAUAUUACUGAACUGGAGAAUAAAGUGGCAGCUUUGAAAUCCCAGUUUGAGAAGACUUUGAAUGACACUACUGCAAACCAAAAAUUCUUGGAAGAAGACUUGAUGACAACCAAACAUGACUUACUGAAGGUUCAGGAUCAGCUGUCUACAGCUGAAAAGGAACUGGAGAAGAAAUUUCAGCAAACAGCUGCCUAUCGCAACAUGAAAGAGAUUCUCACCAGGAAGAAUGAGCAGAUAAAGGACCUGCGUCGAAGACUUUCCAAAUAUGAAUCAGAGGACUGAAAUACCAAAGAAGCAUCUGCUCUAUCAGAAGUUUUCACGGAAAGAAAAUGUAGACUGGUAUUAUUUUUCAAUAAUUUUUGUUUUGAAUGCUGUAUUCUUUGCUUCUAGUAUUUAAAAUAACUCUUUAUUAAUCCUAAUUUCCCACUGAAACUCUUACCUUACUUCCUUGUAAACCUACAAUGUAUAGGUAUUAGUUUCUGCAGUCAUAUUUUUACUGGUGAACCAUUGACAUUCCUUGAGAAAUAGCAAACAGGACCUUGUUGAAGAACUGAGAACAUUCUCUGCAAAAAAAGGAGUUUAUUUUUGUUAAAAAAGGGGGGGAAAAGACCAAAAAUAUAUACAUUAGAGUGUUUGGUGUCUUCAAGGUGGAAAUUCCAGUUGUUACUUUUGUGUAGUUAAUGUAGUUAUGAAGUAGCAUUAUAUGUAAAAAUUGCACCAGUGAAAGAGCAGGAGGAACAACAACAAAAGAUACUGAUUCUGUAAUGUUACCUCACACUGGACAUGUCAUAGCUCAGCAAAGUGUGGUCAGCAUUUUUCUAGAGGCUGUUCAUUAAAUAAUGUGAUAAAUAUACUUUAUAGCCAAAAUGCUGGACCCUUUCAAAUGAAGUUGUGCUUUUUCACUUGAAUUGAUUUAAAGUAAAUUUGAACAUCAGAAGACAAAUUCUGAUUUUGCCAGUAUUCUUAAUAUUGAGAUGAUAAUCUAAAUAUGCAUAGGAAAGUUAGUGGAGCAGCUUUUUUGGAAAAUAAGUUAUUUUAGAUAUUUUCAUCUCCUUUCUUAAUGUAACCUCACAAAAAACCAGCUUCCUUCUCUCAAGACUUCUACUUGCAAUUCUCUGCCUUGCAUUUGUUUGUCAGUCACCUAAUAGUGCAUUCUGUUUGUUCAUCUGUCCCUGUUCAUGUGUAUCUUGUAUUUUACUUCAAAUAAAAUACUAUGUUUUCAAACA
Messenger RNA from Hirundo rustica (Barn swallow), 2093 nucleotides. It is a transcript of the gene LZTFL1, whose product is annotated as leucine zipper transcription factor like 1. NCBI's taxonomy places the organism in Eukaryota, Metazoa, Chordata, Aves, Passeriformes, Hirundinidae. Gene Ontology annotation, biological process: negative regulation of protein localization to cilium. Gene Ontology annotation, cellular component: cytoplasm. Bases 307 to 1149 code for a protein of 280 amino acids. The record is from RefSeq and is a predicted model, not a curated record. The transcript has 10 exons.